CAAACUACUUCAUUAACCAUAUAAACUUUAUUCAAGUAUUUGCAUCCCCUCUGAUCCCUCUCUCCAUCUCUCUCUCUCUCUCUGGAAAAUGAUCAUGAGUAGUUUGAAUCUAAAAGAUCUUACAUUGAUAAUUUUUAUUGCCUUUUGUGUCUGGUCUUCAAGCUAUGAAACUUGCUGCGCCAGAGAAGGCAAGCAAUGGAGGCGAAGCAAAACUCAUGUCCCAGCCACUGCGCUUGUAAAGAAACCAAAAUUAGGUCAUGGCCGCAACCAGCACGGCGCAGCUGGUCGUAGUCUCUUGAGCUCUGCCAUCUUCAAUGUCUUGGACUAUGGUGCUAAAGGCGAUGGACGUGUCGAUGACACAAAGGCAUUUGGAGAAGCGUGGGCAGCAGCUUGCAAGGUGGAGGCAUCAACAGUGGUUGUUCCAGCUGGGUCUGUUUUCCUCGUUGCACCAAUCUCUUUUUCUGGAGCUACUUGUCAAUCAAACAUUGUAUUUCAGUUGGAUGGAAAAAUCAUAGCCCCUACAAGCUCUAAACCUUGGGGUUCAGGUCUCCUACAAUGGCUAGAAUUUACAAAGCUGAAAGGGAUUACCAUCAAAGGUAAAGGUAUCAUUGACGGACAAGGUUCAGUUUGGUGGGAUGACUCGGGGAAAAUGCCUAGCACCAAGCCCACGGCCCUGAGGUUUUAUGGAAGCACCGGAGUUACGGUCACCGGCAUAACAAUUCAAAACAGUCCUCAGACCCACCUCAAAUUCGACAGCUGCACGACCGUUCAGGUUUCCGACAUAAAUGUGUCAUCCCCCGGUGACAGCCCCAAUACAGAUGGAAUCCACCUGCAAAACUCCCAAGAUGUGGUCAUUUACAGCACCAAUCUUGCAUGUGGAGAUGACUGUGUGUCCAUCCAAACUGGAUGCUCAAAUAUAUACAUACACAAUGUCAAUUGUGGACCUGGACAUGGAAUCAGCCUAGGAGGGCUUGGAAAGGACAAUACUAAAGCUUGUGUGUCAAAUGUCACUGUUCGAGACGUCAAACUACAUAAUACGUUGACCGGGGUUAGAAUAAAGACUUGGCAGGGAGGAUCGGGCUCGGUACGAGGAAUCAUGUUCUCCAACAUUCAAGUUUCUGAAGUCAAAACUCCUAUAAUGAUUGACCAAUUUUACUGUGACAAGAGCAAAUGCAAGAACGAGACAUCGGCUGUGGCAGUAUCUGGCAUUGACUACGUAAAUAUAAGAGGAACCUUCACCGCAAAACCCGUGCAUUUUGCAUGCAGUGACAGCGUGCCAUGCACUGGAGUCUCUCUCACUACCAUUGAGCUCGAAGCUGCCCAAGGAAGCGGUUUUUAUGAACCUUUCUGCUGGGAAACAUAUGGAGAGCUAAAAACUGCAACUGUUCCUCCAAUUGACUGUUUGCGGUCAGGCAAGCCAUCGAGCAAGAGUGUUCAGUCUAACCCUGAUUCUUGCUGAGAUUAGCCUAAUAAUACUUAUUAUAAGGACAGACGAUGUAAUAUUAUCUUCUCUAGAGAUAAUGCAUGCAUGGUGGUUUCUGAUCA
Juglans microcarpa x Juglans regia is the source of this 1545-nucleotide messenger RNA. Its product is annotated as polygalacturonase At1g48100. Gene Ontology annotation, biological process: carbohydrate metabolic process. Gene Ontology annotation, molecular function: polygalacturonase activity. The record is from RefSeq and is a predicted model, not a curated record. Lineage: Eukaryota; Viridiplantae; Streptophyta; Magnoliopsida; Fagales; Juglandaceae. The transcript has 7 exons. The coding region runs from base 89 to 1459 and encodes 456 amino acids.